CCCGCGCUAUCUGCCAUCUUUGUUUUGAGAGAGAGGAUUAAUCCGUUACAACUUCCUUCGUUGCCCCUUGUCAAGUGAGGAAGUAGUGGGGCAACAUGCCAAAAUUUUUACGUCUAGUUGUUGUUGGAGGUAGUUGUGUCGGCAAAACGGCAGUGAUCGAGCAAGCUGUGUUUGGAAAUCACUCUCCGGGCCAAGUAAGAGAGCAUUUUAAAAUUUUUAACAAGCUCUGCAGCUGUUGGUCAAAAUGAUUUAUUUUAUAGCGCGCAGUAGAAAUGAGAACACCUGCUAUAGAGCUAAGACACUAGAGGAAGAUGUUAAUCCUUUCAGUGGGCGUUAAAGUGGGGAGGGAGUGAGGGAUAUGUGUACGUAUUAUUCAGCACCAAGGGAACAAGGAGUGAUAUAUGUUUUAGAUGAAGGAUCAAACGCUGUCUUUUUACUCUUCCUCUUAGGGGCUAAGUAUUUUCUCUUGAAUUACCUUUGUCAUUAUUGAAUAUACUGGGGCUGCUGAGUAGUGAGGCUACUUAACUGCACCUCAUGAUCUAGACACCCCAUGAAUGUCCAAGAAUAUUAUAGUAAUGUGUUAUUUUUAAUUAGAUCAAUACAGAGGAAUUUGAUUGUAAAUGAAGAUGAAAAACCAACGAGCUGCACCUCUGCAAAGAGUAACCUUUUCUUAAAUGUUCAACAAAUUAGGGUGAUAAUUAGCUAUUUCCCCUUUGUUAUGCAUAAAUUAAAAAUCUAUGCUAAAAAAAGUACAACUUGACAUAUUGUCAGAACUUUAAAAUAGAGCGGUUUUCCGCGGAGAUGUUUUGUUCAAUUUCUCUUGUUAUUGUUCUCAUUAAAUAUGAAGCCAAUGUUUCAUACUAUUGAAGACAUUUAUGAAGUACAGUUGGAUACUGAGCGAGGAGUAAAAGAAAGAGUACGAAUUUUUGAUACUGCUGGUGUGGUGAGUUAUAAGUAUGAAUUUUUCAGUAUAUAUGUAGUGUUACUUUUCUUGGUUCAAUGAGUUCACCCUUUAACUCCCACGAGUAACCAAGACAGAAUUUCUCCUUACAGUACCAAUACAAUAUCAACCAGAUAAGUAAUGUGAAUAAAGAAAAAUAUCAAUUUGGGGAUAAUUAGUCAAUCCAAUAUUAAAUUCUCUGAACUAAUAUUAUAAGAAUUGUAUGGUUGACAGUAAGAAGAAUUAAAAAUUUGAUCUGGGACUUAAGGGUUAAAAGAAAGGAUGGAAACUUCACUCCUAGGCACAUUUGUUGCACUACUUUUUUUUUAUUAUUAUAUCUCUCCAUCCAUAAUAUAAAAGAUUUCUUGGAAUUGCAAGUAUGAUUUUCAUUAGAAGAAAUAUAUAUACCAGAAAAAGAGAAAAUACAAUACAAAACAUAAUAAGAAUGAAGAAGGGCUUGGUAUAGUUAAAACUAAUUAGUGCCUUUUUCAAGUGUAAUUAACAGAGUUUAUUUACUCAUUUUAAUAUUAAAAAAGAUUAUGUGUAUAUAUAUAUAUAUAUAAAUUACUUAUAGAAAAAAAAACAAAUGCACAAAUGACACAUGCACACAUAAUUUAUGAUGACUGCAAUCAAGUGAGGUUGUUAAUAUUGAACAAAUAAUAUUUAUAAAGUGCCUUUUUGAAAAAAGUUUUGGAAAGAAGAUUUGAAUGUAAAGGGACACUUACUGCCUCUCCUGCCCCUUUCAGCGUUGGUCUGCAAGGCGGCACAGAAAAAUUGACAAUUUUAUUUGUCAAUUUGUGAAAACAACAAUUUGUUAAAACAACAGUGGAAGGGGGGGGUGGUGGGGGAAGAACAUCAUAAACAAUGUGUUGGAAAAAGGUGCUAACUAAUUAUAUCCAGGAGUGCAGCUCUUGUCCAAUUCCUGAAUUCUUUAGACCUGGAUAUAAAGAUGACAGGGAUGUGUCCAAUACGUAAGAAUUAUACUCUCAGGGAAAUAAUUUUGUUGUCUUGACUGUUAUUUUAUCAGUUUUGGUCUGAAUUGGAGAUGCCUUGUUACCUCCCUCAAAUUAAAACUAUUAUUUGAUUGUAUAACUGAUCAAGAAAUAUUAGCAUUUGUAAGUUUAUCCCUUUCUAUAAAACUCAAAACUUGCCUGAACUAGAGUCAGUUUGUUGCCCAUACCCGUAAAAAAUGGAGCUUUUGGUGAUCUCUGAGUAAUUCAGUUGACCACCAGAGCUGAUUAAAAGGAGUAUCCUCUGUUAUGAAAUUAUAGGAGUUUUGCAGUACAACAUUUUUCCCAUAAAUAUACAUAUGCAUGUAUAGUGUGUACCAAAAAUAAUGGUAUUUGCUUACUUUGUUAUGUGUUCAUUAAUUCUUUGACAGGAUUCAAGCAAUGGGGAGCUUUCUAAACACUACUUCAGUUUAGCAGAUGUAAGCAUGUGUACAUAAUGAUCAAAGCUCUUUUUGACACCCUUUUUGUUUGAAUUAUACAAUAUUUGCAAAACAAAAACUUUCUGUUUUGCAGGGAUUUCUUCUUGUCUUUAGUGUAACUUCAAAGAAGUCAUUUCAGCAGGUCCAAGCCAUCAAGAAAGAAAUUGAGAAAAGUAGAGGAAAAGAUGUAGGUUAACAUAUUUCAUCAUGUCCAAAAUGAGAAUGAUUAUCAUAUGAACUUACCGCCUUAACAUGUGGUGGCAUAAGCAUGGCUUGAAAAAAGCAGCAUUGUCAAGCCCAUUGAACUGUGCUUGGUUAGCUCAUGUUGUAGAGUGCUGGAAAGCCUUGGGGGAGGGUGAGGGUUCAAUUCCCUGAUAGGACCAAUACUCAGGGUCUUUAAAUAACUGAAGAGAACAUGCUGCCUUUACCGUGACAUCUGCAAAUGAUUAGAUAUUCUAGUCUUGUCGGAUGAGGAUGAUAAACCGUAGGCCUUGUCUCCUGCAUCUUCUCUGUACUGGUUAGCAUGGGAUGUUAUAGAGAGUAAAGAAUGUAGCUCUCUGCAUUGAGAUCUGGCCUUGUUAUUGUUUAUACAUUUUAAAGAUCCUCCAUAAGUAUUUUCUAGAUAGAAAGAGGUGGAACAGUAAAGGAAAGAAGAACAAAAAGAAAAACUGCAUUUUGUUUUUACAGUGGUCAAUUGUCAAGACAUUGUACAUUGUAUUUCUGACCAGAUGAUUACUAAUGUACUAAGAUCUUUGUUUACAGUUUCCAGUGAUUGUAAUAGCAACAAAAACUGAUGUAAAGGGUGAACGAGAGUGUGAAUUUGCGGCCAUGAAAAAGUGGGCUGAGGCAGAAAGAGGUAAUCUAAACUGAUUGUUGUUUCCUGCUUUGUUCUUACUUAUUUUUUGUAAGUUGUUUAAGUGUAAUAAUAAUUGUUCUUUGCAGAAGGCUGACUUUGAAUUCUUUCAGCAUCAGUGUUUAUCUUUCUUUCAGUACGUCUAACAGAAGUUUGUGUUGGUGACAGGAAAGCACUACAGGAUCCCUUUGUGCAAAUAACUACAAGAAUGGUAUCUAGUCUUGGUAGGCCAGCAAUACAUGUAGAUUUCUAGUUUAGUAGGAUAAGUUUACUGGUAUAUUGAAUUUUUUACACUUGAUUGAUUGGCUUAAUGGCAAGCAUAAAUAAAUGGGGGUUUUGUAGCUUUCUAAAAUGCCUAGCUGUAGGGAAAGGCCUAGACUGCUAUAAGUUACCUGGAGUGGUUAGUGAGAUUGAAGUGUCCAUAAACUGGGUAACUUUGGGUCAGGUUUGAGCUUUGGCCAUGGUCAUUGUGGUGUGAUUUUGGGAAAGACACUUUGCUCUUACUCCUCUGUCUGCUCAAAAGCAAUUAAUGUAGGUACCAAGGAAUUUGGUCAGAAAAUCCUGGUGAAUUUAAUGGAGGAAUGGGUUGGAUACAGUGGUGGUUCAGUUGGUUCCGUUGAGCUCUCCAUAUCAUCCCUCAAAGCACUGGAAAUCAUGUUGCCAAAGACCUAAUUUUCAAAAUCUCCUUGAGGGGUUUGCACCCAAACUCCUCUCUGAAUCCUACUUGACUAAAUCCUAGAUCCACCCUAGGAGUUAGUCUGUAAUGGCUAGCAUCCUCACAUUGGGGUGUUGCAAAAGUCAUUGUUGUUUCCUGGUGUAGAAACAGCAGUCAUUUCAUUGGUUAUUUUGCCAUUUUGAUUAUGUAAGUAUAUUUUAGACUUGCCAGACUACUUUAACAGUACAUUUAGAUUAUGUUUAAUGUCUCAUUUUAGGAAAGGGUUAUCUUCAGUCUGGUCACUCUGAGGUAAAGAGAUUUCUCUCCAUGCGGAAAACCAGUAAAACAAUGUCAGUAUCCAAAGACUCUGGUUUGGAUUUCACAAAGGAGUAGCAGCACACUGCAAUACAGCUGUACAAUAAAUUGUAAGUAAUGAGAUACACAUAUACAGACAUUGAGUAAAACGGAGAAUUUAUAAAAGAUGAAGUUAUAAUAUAUCACCAAAUCUUUGCAGACUUUAGUGAGUUUGACUUUUUGGACUUAAUGUCAGAUUUGUUGAAUUUGAUGUCGUUUCUUGGAGUAAGAAUGCUUUGGGAACCUUGGGUUUCAACAACGACAAUGAUCCAAGUCGAGUUUCCAGUUCAACCGUGUGGGCUUAUUGCUGGAAUUUCCCUGCAUUAUAUAGCAGGCUGUACGGUUGUAGUUCCUUCACUCAGCAAACUCAAUCACGUCUACAAGUUAGUCACUUCAACAGAGUAAAAGUUGCUCAUUGUUCAGUCAGUGGCCACUGUAGUAGGUGUGGAAGUGAUGAAAGAAACUGAAGUCUUGAUUGCUAAGAAGACACAGACCUGUGUGGCUGAGUAUGGAGAAGAAUAGUUGAAACACUAGCUACAGAUUCUAGAACCUCUUCCUUUUGUCAUCCUCUUUCACAAUCACAUUUCACACUUCCUUUUGCGUUGUCACUUAAACUCCCUUGCUGUCUUUUGCAGCACAUAAUUAAUGUGUGAUGAUGACCUUUCCCAUAGCUGCUAAAAGUUGCAUUUUUUACCCAUACUUUAUGAUAUUUCUCAGUAAGUAGUUGUGCUAUUGUAGGGCAAUUUAGCGGCCUGCAAAAUCCUAAGUUUGUUUGAAUUGAUGUGUUCCCCCUCUAUUUAAACCCAGAGAUACAUGUAUGAUGAAUAUCUUACUAACCUCGUUUUCUGUAACUGUAAGUUACAUAACCUCGAAAAACUCGGUCCGUAACUUAUGGAACGAACCUCGAGCUCGGUUAGUUAGAGGUAUCAUAAUGACGUUAUUCUGGGGUAGUAACAGCUGCGAUUACAUUUUGCAGGGUACAACGUCCAUAACUCCUAAAGCUGGGCGUUAAAACAUGAACGGACAGAGUUUAUAUUCCUCUUCACCGAGGACCUAACUCUUGGAUACCCAUUGAACAGUGAGCGAUACAGUAAGCAUGGUUUAUGAUCAGGAAAUUGGAUUGUUUUUCGAUAAGUUGAGUCAUCGAUGGAAAAAAAGAUUUUAAGGAAGGUCCGAGCUCAAGUAUCCAAGCAACAAACCAAGAUUCGGAAUUUUUGAAGUAUUUGGCGAUUUCGAUGUUUUUUUUAUGGCGAACCUUAAGCUUGAAGAUUUUUUUAAUUUUGGCUAAGUGCUCUGAAAAUGUCAGCACAUUUUUGGACAGCUUAUUUUCCUAAAUAGUGAGCUAGACUGACUAAAAAUGAAUUCUAGUCGUGCUAAAGAGAUGAAUGUAAUUAAAUGAUAAAAUGUAGACGACAUGAAAACAUAAAACGACGACUCGAAAGCUUUCGAAUUCGCCUCAUGUAAUGGAACUUAAUUAGUGUUGUUGUGAAGCGGUAAAUCCAAGGCAAUUAUUAAAUCCACUGAAAAGCAAUUUGACUCAAUUGAUUUUCGAUUGGUAAAGUUAAACACGAACCUUUUUGGAUUGACUAUUACGUCAUUUCUGUUCUUAACGUAAUUGACAUUACAGAAUCGUGCAACUAGGUGAUGCAAACGUCUGUCGACGAAAACUUUUUGGCUAGAAAGGAAAUUUCCGCGACAUGUACGCGAAUUUUCGAGGUGGUCCGAACUUUCGCGGAAUAAUUCAUUUGAGCCAUAAGUGACUCCCGAAUUCCGAGAGAAAGUUCGCCGCUCCCGGAAAUUUGCGGUUCCAAUUGAGCUGCACAGACAGAGAAUCAUAACAACUGGCAAAUUAGCAAGUUAUAUCGCUCCAAUUAAGCGGUAAUUAGCCAAAACAAUGCACAGCUUAAGUUGUUUUGAUGCUCAAGUUUCAAAAGAGUGUGCUUGGCUUAAAAUCUCGACACAAAUUGCGACAUCAGAUACAGAUACAGAUCUGUCGACAUUCUCCUGGCUGUGAAUUCAGUAUCAGCAACAUGCCAUUUUGUCGCAUCGGCCACUCAAGAAAAGUGCAUCAUCGCUUGUUUUUUGAUCGUAAGGAAUCGAAUUCAGGCUGGAAAUCUUUUGAACAAACAGCAAUGUUCCAGGCAAAGCGAGUUGAUUCAACAUCACGUUUCCCUGACGAGAACAUGAGAAAGGCACUCGACAGCGUCUCACCGAAUGGCCUGUGUUUUUAUUCUGGAAAGGACAGCGUGAUUAGUAGAGAAAAAAUGCAGCAGGCGACUCGCCAAAAAAGCAGCGUUGACUACGACGGGAAAUGGCAGAGAAAACAGCGCACCCCCGAAGAGCUGGAAAUCCGAAAAAGGAACAUUGAACAGAUUUUGAAACGCAGGCGAAAUGGAAUAUGUAGUGAAGUAGAGAGAAGCUGGUUUAUACAAGGAGCGUAUUUGGAAAAACAUCGUCAUAAUCUGAAAGUGACUCAGGACUUGAUAAGUAGGGGCUUUUUGUAUCCGUGAUGUUGAUCUGUAUAUUUGCUCCAUUUGUUUGCCGUAUUAUUUCGCCAUGUUUUUUAUGGUUAAAAAAAUUCUUUACAAAAAAAUUGAAGUUUUAGCAUUGAAAACUGAAAUAUUUCUUGAUGAAUUAUUAAGUAGCAAUUACUCAGUUUGUAAAUAGAGUGU
Pocillopora meandrina is the source of this 6903-nucleotide messenger RNA. Lineage: Eukaryota; Metazoa; Cnidaria; Anthozoa; Scleractinia; Pocilloporidae. The record is from the annotation of a GenBank genome assembly.